CAAGGUAAACAUUGCAUGGAAUUGGAAAACACGGCGGAUGCCUCGUUGUGUGUAAUUGUAACUUGUACAGAAACUUGAGCGGAUACACGUUCGGGAAGGCGUUUCACUCAUCAUUUUCGUCAGACACAGAUUUUGCAUAGGCACUAUGGCCUUGAACCAGCACAGCUCGUCCAACAUCAACAACAAUGCCACUGUCUUGGAGUCAGGUCAGGAAUCCAAUGGGAUUAUCCAGGCCUUGCUGACCGACCUGUACCAGGUCACCAUGGCCUAUGCCUACUGGAAGAGUGGACGGAUGGACAGCCGAGCCAUCUUUGAUCUGUUCUUCCGCAAGAACCCCUUCCGGGGCGAGUUUACCAUCUUUGCUGGCCUCGAGGAGUGCCUGAGGUUCUUGAAGAAUUUCCGGUUCACAGAAUCUGACAUUGCAUUUUUACGCACUGUGCUGCCGCCCACCACCGAAGUGGACUUCUUUGACUACUUGUCCAGGUUAGACUGCUCAACAGUUGAGGUGUACGCUUUCAAUGAGGGCUCAGUGGUCUUCCCUAGGGUGCCUCUGCUGAGAAUCGAGGGACCCCUGCCGCUGGUACAACUGCUGGAGACCACACUCUUGAACCUUAUCAACUAUGCCAGUUUGGUAGCAACCAAUGCAGCAAGAUUUCGCCUGGCUACUGGACCCAACAAGCGUCUGCUGGAGUUUGGCCUGCGUCGGGCACAAGGGCCUGAUGGAGGUCUUUCAGCCAGCAAAUACAGCUACAUUGGAGGGUUUGACGCCACAAGUAAUGUCUUAGCAGGGAAGUUAUACAACAUUCCACUUCGAGGAACUAACGCACAUGCCUUGGUCAUGGCCUACCGUAGCCUUGAUGACCUGGAAAACAAGAUGCUGCUACCUAAAGACUCGACCAGGGACCCAGUCGAUCUCGCUGCCAGCUCCCUAGUCUGGCUAGACAGAGUCUGCCAGUUGCUAGGCCUGAGAGAUACAAACGCUGGAGAGCUGGCCUCAUUUAUUGCGUAUGCUGUGGCAUUUCCAGACUCCUUCCUGAUGCUGGUAGACACCUAUGAUGUGCUCAAAAGUGGAAUAGCCAACUUCUGUGCUGUCUCACUUGCCCUCCAUGACGUUGGGUAUAGAGCCACCGGGAUACGCAUUGACAGUGGAGACUUGGCCUACCAGUCUCUAGAGAUCAGGAAAAUUUUCCAGAAAGUUGCUCACAAAUUCGGGUUACCAUGGUUCCAAGAUCUGACAAUCGUUGCGAGUAAUGACAUCAAUGAGGAUACCUUACUAUCACUCCAGCAACAGGGCCACGCAAUUGACGCCUUUGGAAUCGGAACCCACCUUGUGACAUGUCAGAAGCAGCCAGCACUAGGGUGUGUCUUUAAGUUGGUCCAGAUAGACAACAACCCAUGCAUCAAACUGAGCCAUGACGUUGACAAAGUCACCAUUCCUGGCAGAAAGACGGCAUUCCGUCUCUAUGGAGCAGACGGCUUAGCUAUUGCGGAUCUAAUGGCCCAGUCCUCGGAGCCACAACCUGAGGAGCAGAAAGUUGUACUUUGUCGUCAUCCAUUUGAGGCACUGAGAAGAGUAAAUGUCCAACCAUCCAAAGUAGAGAAACUGCACAAGCUGUACAUGAAAGAUGGACAAAUUUGUCAGGCAUUACCGACUCUGUCAGAGAUCCGUGACAACGUCAAACAGGGCAUGCAAGCACUUCGGUCCGAUGUCAAACGUGAACUCAAUCCUACUCCUUACAAGGUGUCAGUCACAACCAAUCUCUACCAUUUCCUGCAUGACCUUUGGCAGGAGAGCCUGCCUAUUGGUCAACUCAGCUGAGGCAGCUCCCAGACUAGAUCAUUGAACUGCCAUGUAGAAUCCCACUAAUCUGGAAGAAUUUCACAAACAGUGCUAUAUUCCAUGAAAAGUACUCAGAUAACUGGGACAAGAUGUCAAGUACACCUGACUAGGAAUGGGAGAAAGAUGAGGUGAAAGAUAAUCAGGAAGGCAACUAAAAUGUGAUAGUUGUUUGUUUGUAGUACUGAAAAGAUAUCACAAUAUUUUUUUAAUUAUGCUGCAUUCUUGAAUGUGACAUUAAAUUGUGUUGCCAUUUAAAGUACAUUGUAAAAUUGUAUACACAUGCACGCAUUAGAACAGAAAGAUUUGAAGUUUAUAUGAAAUUCUAAAAUGUUUUUAAGAAAUACAAUUGAAAUAUGUUUUAUAACUGACGGUUGAAAAAUCAAAUUUGCGUUUGGAAAGAUAUGUUGGAUCUUUGUCAUUUUAGGUUCAAAUUAUGAAAUGAGUUUAAAAGUACUGUUAGAAAGGCAAGUGGAUCUUGGCAAAAUCUUACCGACUUUUCAAUCUAUUUGACCAAAAAAAAUGUACUUUUGAUCUCUGAGCUUAUAAAUUGGGAGAUCUAAAUAGAACGCUGUUUUGAUACAAUGUAAAUGUAUUUAACUAAAGCAUGCUAUCAGACCAGGUGAAAGGCAGGGAACUUUCAAUGUAAUACAUAUGUAGUUAAAAAAGGUGAGUGGGUCAAUAGAAGCAGUUAUGGGAUGAAAUGCAUUAAUUGCAGUACUUUACUCAGGACAAUUUAAAAGCAGUGACUUCGUACUGGUGAUCAAAAUGGACCGGAAUAUUUUUCACUCUCUAUUUUUAUUCAUGCUAAUGGUGAAACUCCCAAAUCUGGGUGUGGCUUUUACCUACAUGCCAAACCACUGGCGGAAACUUGUUUUUUUAAUCAAAUUAACAAAAAAGCACCAAACUUCAUCUUGAAACGACUUUGAUGAAAGUGAUGAAAUUCUCAUUAUAACCUUUCAAUUACAGGACUUGUGUGUCUUUUUAUCGAGAAAAAAUUACAGUUGGACUCUUUCACUUUUUGUUCUUAGUAUAUUUGUCAAAAUGACCUGAAAUUAAUUGCAGAUAAACCCAAAAUUAUUUGUGCAGUUCCACACAUAAUUAAGCUAUGAAGACAACCGUAUGAAUUGUAUGAGCACAGCUCAGUUGAGUGUUGACUGAGAGAGAUUUUUUUCUAACAGAAGCUAGAACUCAAUUUGUGGAUGUGCUAUCUUUUGUUUUGUUUACUAUCCAAAAUCUGGCCAAAGUAAUCAUCACUGCAUUUAGAAUAGAAUGUUUAUUUUAGUUUUUCAUAAUGGUGAGUAAAAUAUAUAAGUAUAUUUGUUUAUAACGGAAAGGAUUCUUUGUAUAUUUGAUAAGAGAGCAAUCAUGUUUUAAUAUUAAAUACUGACAAUAAUCAUCAUGCGAGACAUGACAAUAAUUAUAUUGACUAGCACCAUA
This is a messenger RNA of Acanthaster planci (crown-of-thorns starfish), 3277 nucleotides long. It is a transcript of the gene naprt, whose product is annotated as nicotinate phosphoribosyltransferase. Lineage: Eukaryota; Metazoa; Echinodermata; Asteroidea; Valvatida; Acanthasteridae. Gene Ontology annotation, biological process: NAD+ biosynthetic process via the salvage pathway. The record is from RefSeq and is a predicted model, not a curated record. Gene Ontology annotation, cellular component: cytosol. Gene Ontology annotation, molecular function: nicotinate phosphoribosyltransferase activity.